AUGGGCACAUCAAGCACUGACAGCCAGCAAGCUGGGCACAGGCGAUGCUCAACCUCUAACACAUCGGCUGAGAACCUCACCUGCCUCUCCCUGCCUGGGAGCCCUGGCAAGACAGCUCCUCUCCCAGGCCCAGCACAGGCAGGCACUGGACAGCUACUUCCUGAGGGGUGCGCGGCCGUCCGGGCAGAGGUGGGUAUCCCUGCACCUCACACCUCUCGGGAGGUCAGGAUCCACAUCCGUCGCCUGCUUUCCUGGGCUGCCCCUGGGGCUUGUGGGCUGAGAUCAACCCCUUGUGCCCUGCCCCAGGCCCUCCCUCAGGCGAGGCCCUGCCCAGGCAGGUGGUUCUUCCCUGGCUGUUCCCUUCCAACAGGCGGGGCCCAGACCAUCCUAUCUCUUUGGACCUGGAGACAUUUCCUUAACUGGGCUUUGCAGCGGAGGGAAGAGAACAGUGGCAGAGCCAGGCGCGUACCUCCUGUACCCAGGACAGCACCUGUAAGCAAGGGGGAAGGGAACCACCCACCCCAGAACUCAAAUGGAGAGAAAGUCAAGACAAUCACCCCUGACGUGGGGCUGCACCAACCCCUGACGUCUGACCCCACUGUGGCUGUCCUCAGAGCCAAGAGGGCUCCAGAAGCCCACCCGCCUCGAAGCUGUUCAGGGAGCCUCACGGCCCGUGUUUGCCACAUGGGUGUGUGCCAGGGCCAAGGGGACACAGAAGAUGGCAGGAUGACACUAAUGGGGUGA
Molecule: messenger RNA, 744 nt
Organism: Pan troglodytes (chimpanzee)
Lineage: Eukaryota; Metazoa; Chordata; Mammalia; Primates; Hominidae
Gene: CEMP1
Product: cementum protein 1
Exons: 1
Coding region: 1-744 (247 amino acids)
Source: RefSeq, a predicted model, not a curated record